Abrus precatorius (Indian licorice) is the source of this 778-nucleotide messenger RNA. RefSeq names its product protein LURP-one-related 8. The coding region runs from base 42 to 743 and encodes 233 amino acids. NCBI's taxonomy places the organism in Eukaryota, Viridiplantae, Streptophyta, Magnoliopsida, Fabales, Fabaceae. The transcript has 2 exons. The record is from RefSeq and is a predicted model, not a curated record.
UUGCCUCGGCAGUUGUAAUUGAAAGCUAGCUAGGUUAAGCAAUGACAAAGGUAUACCCAAACACAGCCGAUGAAUCUGUGUCGAUAGACGGCAACAGGGAUGCAGUGGCAGUGGUGUUGACAGUGUGGAAGAAGUCUUUGUUGCUAAACUGCAAUGGAUUCACGGUUUUGGAUGGGCAAGGGAAUCUGGUAUUUAGGGUAGAUAACUACAUUGCAGGAAAUAAGGAUGAGAUACUUCUUAUGGACGCUGCAGGCACACCCCUCCUCACCAUCCGCCGCAAGAGGCUAAGUCUGGGAGACACCUGGCUCAUCUUUGAAGGAGAGGACUCUGUCAAACUCCUUUUUACAGCAAGAAAGCAUGUCAACAACAAGUGUUUGGCACACCUCCUCCGCUCAGCAAAUGAAGACGCUUCAUGGAGGAGCAAAAUUGGCAAUAAGAAAAAGGAAAUCGCAUAUGAGAUUGAGGGCUCAUACAUGCAACGUUGCUGCACGUUUUAUGACAAUAAUAGGAGAAAAGUUGCAGAGAUCAAGAGGAAGGAAGCUGUGUCAGGAGGGGUAGCUUUUGGUGCAGACAUCUUCCGUCUCAUCGUACAGCCUCACAUGGACCCCACUCUAGCCAUGGCUUUUGUCAUCCUCCUCGAUCACAUGUUCGGAUCUCGUUCACUAAUACGUCCUCAUCCUCAUCCUCAUCACCAUCACCUUUUCAACUUCUGUCAUCAUUUCCUCAACAAUUUUAUAGGUUAAAUGCCUGCAACAGCUACCGCUCUCCCUAUGUUCCC